Molecule: messenger RNA, 972 nt
Organism: Rhinocladiella mackenziei CBS 650.93
Lineage: Eukaryota; Fungi; Ascomycota; Eurotiomycetes; Chaetothyriales; Herpotrichiellaceae
Exons: 2
Coding region: 1-972 (323 amino acids)
Source: RefSeq, a predicted model, not a curated record
AUGCCCCACAAGCACAAACGGAAGCGCGACGAUGAUGACUCAAACUUUGACCUCCCUCCCUCCUCCCGCGCAGGCACUCUCUCCGUACAUCAGAAACAGGAAUCAAUCUUCACAUCUGACCGCGACAAGAAGCGCAAACAACAAGAGAAAAAGCAAAAGAAACGAAUGGGAACGGGAAUGGAAGACGACACCCCCAAAGCAUUCGCACGAUUAAUGGCCUUUCAAAAGACCGGCAAGCGCAUCUCUUCAGGCCUCGACAAUGGAGAUAGACCGAGAAAGAAACAGAAAGCAAAGCCAAAGGGCUCAAAAUCCGAGUCCACAUCCAAUGACGCAGAAUCUCCCGAUGUCCCUGACCCUGAGUCCAGCGCACCCGCACGAAACCCACAUCCUACACCGACAGCACAUCCACAAUUAAAAAUCCUUCCCGGCGAGCGCCUUUCAGACUUUUCAGCGCGCGUCGAUCAAAGCUUACCGUUGAACGGCAUUCCCAAACAGCAAACCCGGACCAACAACAUCCCCGGUCUCGAAAAGCUGAGAGCACCACUAAGCAAAAACAACCGCCGCCUCCAACGCAUCCAGCACGAAUGGCGUGCCGAAGAAGCUAAGCUCCAAGCACGUCGCGAAGAAGAAGAUGAAGCACUUGCAGAUCAGCGCGAGGAAGAUGCGCUGUUGUGGUUGAAAGCCGGCAUUGACAGCCAUCACCAUUUUCAAUCUCCCUUUACCUCUGCGGGGCCGGGCAAGAAGAGGAAGAAGAUAGGGAAAAGAAAAGGUGGCGGGAAAGGGGAUGUUGGCGACGCAGAUCCAUGGAAAGUACUUGAAAAGAAAAGGAGAGAGGAAGGAGAGUUGGCCAGGCAGAGGAAUUUACAGGAUGUGGUGUUGGCCCCACCUGUGCUGAAGGGGGUGAAGAACAUUUUCAAGGAUAAAGACUACAGUCGGAAUAGAAAUCAUGGAGAGGAUGCGAAGGGCUGGUAA